Lotus japonicus is the source of this 2387-nucleotide messenger RNA. RefSeq lists its product as uncharacterized. Gene Ontology annotation, molecular function: zinc ion binding; ubiquitin conjugating enzyme binding; ubiquitin protein ligase activity. Gene Ontology annotation, biological process: protein polyubiquitination; ubiquitin-dependent protein catabolic process; positive regulation of proteasomal ubiquitin-dependent protein catabolic process. The transcript is spliced from 7 exons. The coding region runs from base 258 to 2132 and encodes 624 amino acids. The record is from RefSeq and is a predicted model, not a curated record. Lineage: Eukaryota; Viridiplantae; Streptophyta; Magnoliopsida; Fabales; Fabaceae. Gene Ontology annotation, cellular component: ubiquitin ligase complex; cytoplasm.
GGCGCAGUGUUCCACUUCCAGCGAACCCAAACUGGUCUGGUCCAGCGGUGAAGGGGCAAAACACAAACAACCAUGUUGGCUGCUAAUAAUAAUUUCGAAGAAAAUAAGGUUUUAAAUAACGCGUGCGUUUGUUUAAUCAACUACUACCAAUCUGCAAUUCUAUUUUACUAGAUUUUAGAUUAGAUUCACAACAACAACACCACACAAUCACAAAACCACAAUCGAGGCGUUGCAGUGCAGUGCAGUGCAGCAUCAACAUGAGAAGAAACCACCAUCAAUCCUCCACUGCUAACAAUCGAGGACGACCGCAACAGUAUCGCCCCAAAUUCACAUCCCGCUAUGUCACCAAAUCCCAACUCGUUCCUCCUCCUCCUGCUCCCAACUCUGUGGCGGCGGAACAAGCUGCACCUGAUGAUGACCAUGUUGGGAAAAAUCACCACAAAGGUGCAUCAGAGUCAGAGCUGAACGGUAGCAACAUUGAUGAGACGAAUCACGUAGCUGGUCCAAGCGAGGCCAACCAAGAAGAUGAUGAUAUCAAUGAUCUCAUGGGGAGGCUUGAUAAGUUGCUCACUGAAAUUGAUCAACCUGGUGAAUUGUCCGAGGACCAGAUCGCUAUCAAUGACCAAUUGCAGCAAGAUGAGUUGCUAGUGGUGGAGUCAAUUUAUGGAGAAAACGUUUUCAGCCUUGAGAGAUGGAAAGGCCUUCGUUGUUUUCAGAUACACAUAUGCAUUGAUAUUUUGGGCGAAAUUGCAAUUAUCGCUAAGCUGAACUCUUCUAAUGAUCUUGAGACUGUAAGCAGUAAUUCAGAUGACUUCUUGUACUCUUUCAAAGUCCGGUAUCUUCCACCUAUUGUAUUGACAUGUUUAUUACCUAAGUCAUACCCAAGCCACCAACCACCUAUAUUUACAAUCUCUGUCAAGUGGUUGGAACCCUUAAAGAUUUUAAGUUUAUGUUCUGAGUUGGACUCAAUAUGGGAAGAGCAGCAAGGGCAGGAAGUAAUUUACCAUUGGGUAGAAUGGUUACAUGGUUCUUCUCUUUCUCAUCUGGGAUUUGAUAAGGAGAUUACACUAGGUCCUUGUGACGUCAAUCGUGUUGUAGACAAGCGGGUGGUUUCAGGAACCAAAAGCAUUGAUCUUGAUAUUCCUUUUUUACGAAGUUAUAACAAUGAGAAACACCAUGAGAACUUCCUAAAAGAAUUGCAUGAAUGUUGCAUAUGCUACAGUGAAUAUCCAGGUACUGAAUUCGUCCAGUUACCAUGCAAGCAUUUUUUUUGCCGCAAGUGUUUGCAGACCUUUACGCAGAUACAUGUAAAAGAAGGCACUGUUGGUAAUCUUGAAUGUCUUGAUGCAAAAUGUAAGGUUAUGAUUCCACCUGGCCUCUUAAAGCACCUACUGGCUGAUGAAGAUUAUGAACGCUGGGAAUCCAUGAUGUUGGAGAAAACACUUGCGUCAAUGUCUGAUGUUGUUCAUUGCCCAAGAUGUGAAACACCUUGUAUAGAAGAUGAAGACCAUCAUGCUCAAUGCCCUCAGUGCUUUUUUAGCUUCUGUACCCUUUGUAGGGAACGGCGGCAUGUUGGCAUAGCAUGCAUGACGCUGGAGAUGAAGAUUCAGAUUUUGAAAGACCGUCAAAAUUUAUCUCAAUUAAAGGGUGAUCAAAAGCGUAAGGAACUUGAAAUGAUCAAUGAAAUGCUCAGUAUGAAAGAAAUUCAUCGUGAUUCCAAGCUUUGCCCUUCAUGUGACAUGGCAAUUUCUCGAACUGAAGGUUGCAACAAAAUGAAGUGCGGUAAUUGUGGACAGUACUUCUGUUACCGCUGCAACAAAGCAAUUGAUGAAACAGAUCCAUAUGGACAUUUCAGGGAUGGAUCAUGUGAAUUAUUCCCUCGCGAGAUGAUUGAUGCCUGGCAAGAGAACUUAAAUGCUCGCCAAUUAGUAGGACAAGUACAAGCUGAACUCUUCCCUCAACGUGGCACAGCAUGUCCUAGUUGUCGACAAUUUAAUGCAAAGAUUGGAAAUAACAAUCACAUGUUUUGCUGGGCAUGCCAAAGCCAUUACUGCUACUUAUGCAAUGAGGUUGUCAGGCGCGGCACUAAGCACUAUGGACCGAAAGGCUGCAAGCAGCACAGUGAGGGAUAGUAUACCGAUAAGUACAAUGCCUUAUACAAGAGUAGAAAUGUAACAUUGAAUUUUUCUUUCUGUUUGAUCAUUUUUGGCAAUAUGAAAUGUAUCAGUUUCAUUAGAAUAUACCAGAUUGGUGAAGCCACCAUGAUUGAACGCAAAGGUGAAAACCAUUUAGUACUUGUCCAGUGAGUGUAUGAAUAGGUAUAAGGUUUGUUGCUAUUGCGAUCAAAUAGAAGAGGUAGAGAAUCAAUAAGGUUUUUGUUGUACAAC